AUGAACUUUCACUUAUGUGAGGGCGGACCUAAAGCGACUUCAUCCAAAACAUUGAGGAUCUUCCUUGCUGUUAUUUUCAAACCACUGUUCUUGAAAUUUGGCAACUUUUCAAAGGUUGCGUUAAUUUGGCUGAAUGACACACUUGUGUAUCCCUCGCCAAUGACCGUCCAAAAUGAUGUUUUUCGUCAGUUAUACAAAUGUCACGGUGUUGACUUUGACCUUUCAAGAGGUGGCAAAGACAGCCUACUCUUACAGAUACCGAAGACGCGAUCAACUUUGAGUUUAUUAACUCUAUCUCAAAAUCAGCUUGAAAGAGUUAAUAUUAUCUCUGAAUUACGUGAUGGUGAAAAUGUACUUGUUAAUGAUUUAAAAAUAGUUGUUUAUAAACAUCCAUUAGAAAAGUUAGGAAUACUUACCUCAACAGAGAUAUACCAACUUUUUUAUACCAUUGAAUCAGUUAUACCCAUAUUUGAAAGGUUAAUAAAUGAUAUUUCCUUGGAAUUUAAUAAAUCUUUUGGUCUGCCGGUUAUAGGAACGAUCUUAUCUAUCUGGUUAGGUGUCGAUAUGUUAUUGACAGAGCCGUCAUCGAAAUAUCUUGAUUUUAGUCAAAAUUGGUAUUCAUUAACAUCGAGAUACAUUCAUUCCGUUUGUGAGAACUAUGUGAAUACAAUGCCGUCAUCAAUUAAAAUUCUCCUGGAUUAUUCAGUUCACUUAUAUGAAGCUCGUAAAUAUUUCGAUGCUUUACGCCAAAAAAAGCCUGCUUUCACUGACUUUCUUUCGCGGUGUUCACAGACAAAUUUCAGUAAACGUUUGGAUUUAUGGCAUUUUUUAGAAUGUCCUAAAACCAGACUGAUUCGAUAUCCCCUGCUACUUGAUCGGUUGAUCAAACUGACACCAACAUCAGAUCCUGAAUUCAGUCAUCUGCUUAUUGUCCGAUCAGCAUUCACUUGUAUUGCUCAAGAAUUAAAUCGUAGAAUUGGUUCAGCUAUGCGUGAUUUAUACUUGGAGCAUAUUGAAUUCAAUUUGGCUUCAGAGUAUAAAGCUAUGAUAUGGAGUCAAAAAUCAUUGUUAUUGAAAGGCAAUCUACAUGCUAAUAUUGGUGAAGUAACAGUUUUUAUUUUUCCUGAACUUUUGGUUGUAACAACAAGUAUACGACCUGAAGAACAAAAUAAUAAUAAUAAUGAUCGAUCAACAUCACAUUUCUUCUAUAGUGGUUCUCCACGUCAGACUAGAAAUUCCAGUACUACUUCUAUUCUUAAUAACUCUCCAUUUGGAAGUAUCGCCCCACUGCCGCUACCACAGCUGCCGCCGCCACCACCACCACUCUAUCAAGUAUCCUGUGCUCAGCCUAGAUUUGGACAUCAUCGAUGGUCUUUACUUCCAUCGUUAAAAUCACAUCUUCCGCCUGAUUUAGAUAAUGUUCACUCUGCACCAAUCAGUUCAUCUAGUCAACCGUCAAAAUUUACACGACUCUUUAGACGUUUGUCAUCUAUUAUUGCAUCGUCAUCAUCAUCAUCACUAUCACCACCGAGGCCUCUGUCUACAGUGGUACAACCAGAAAUCAUUAAAAAUAUAACAGCGACAAGAUUAUCAAAUUUUUUCAUUUCAGAAGAUGAUACAGUAUGCCUUGAACGUUAUCGUAUCUGUUAUCCACCUUUAAUAUUAAAAGAUUAUAUUUUAGAAGAUAUGAGCGAUGAUGAUAAUCGAUCGAGUAUAUUGAAGUUACCUUUCUCUUUUGAGAAAUCUCGACGUAAUUUAUUCAGAUUAUAUCCAUAUAAUGAAUAUUGCAAACGACGAUCUGUAAAACACGUGAUAAAAGGAAUAAAUUCCCUACAUUCAUCACAUCAACGUCAUUUAUCUAUUGUAAAUUGUCAAACAAAACGAUCUACAACUUGGUCAUCUUCACCAUUAAAGACUGGCACAACAACAGCAACUACCACUACUGAUUCUGUUACUAAGAAAGCUACUAUACUCUUCUCAGCAAAAUAUGUUAAAGUCAAACCAAAAGAGUACUUGUUUCAAGCAUCUAGUUUAGAGGAUAAAUUAUUUUGGAUAUCUACGCUAUCACCACUUGUUCAUAGUGUUUUAAAAACGAAUCAUGCAAAUAACACAUGUCACUUAUGAUGAUUAAUUGUGUUUGUGAAUGAUCUCUUUACUAACUUUCUUUUCUGUUCACCUUACAGGCUAAUUAAGUAAGUAAGUAAGUAUUCCUUACAAGUAGUCAUAAGUUGGUUUCUCUUACACAUUUGAGAGUCUUCUGUGAUGUGUCCUCGACUUCCUUCUUUUCAACAGUAUCGUCAUCAUCAUCGGCAUCGACAUCAUCUUCUGUCUUCUACCUUAAAGGCAAUGCAGAGUGGAGACUAGCAAAUGUUGUCUUAUCUGAUAUAUGUGUACAUGUAUGUAUGUAUUAUACGAUAGAUUUUACUUUUUUUUUGUUAUUUUUACUGUCUACUUCUAUAUACUACUUAUUACAUACUACUUACAUACUUAAAAUGAUGUGUGGACAACGAAAUACAAGUGCAGUUUGUUUAAUAACUAACUAGUUAAAUUAUGAACUAACUAACUAUGUCUAUCUUCGCGCAUGUUAUGUAUUACUGUCAGUGUUGUUUUACUUUUUGGAGUCAUUCAAUCAAUGAAGGGUAUUCAUUCAUUCACGCAUUCAUUACAGUAAUAAUUAUUCAAUUAAUUAGUAUUUUAUUUUUUGGUUUUCUUCUUUAUUUCCUUUUGUUUUGUUUUUUGUAAUUAUAUCUAAUUUAAUCAUCACUAGUCUUUCAUGUAUAUGUAUGAUUUUUGAAGAGUCAUAUCAUAGUAAAUAAUGUGUUGAUUGGUAGUCAUUAUAAUGACGGAAUGAGAGAGUACACACUACUUCUAAUAAGUAGUAUAUUAUAUUAUUACUCUAUGUGAUUAUGAUUAUUUAUUGACACUCUUGUUUACUUGUAUUUAUUUCUUUACCAAUGAGAAUAGUGUUAAAUCAAGGUAUGAUGUCAGAUCUGUAGUUAAUCAGAUCAGAAUUACAUAAUCUUCUAUCUGGAAUGUCAUAUCUAUGUUUUUUGUCGAAAUGAAAAAGGCGUCAAAUAUACAAGAUUAAAAUUCUGACUAGUAUUCAGUCAUUGUGAUAUCUCUGUUUUAAAUGUUGUUAAUAAUAAUGACAAGAAUAACUACUAUUAAAUAGUAAUAUAAUUAGUAUUCUCUCGCCCACCCUACCCCGCCUUAAUUCCACUUUGUAUCGGGGUGGGGUGUGUGUGUGUGUGUGCUAAGGGAGAUUUUUUAUUCUGACACAUAAUGCAUUUGCUUUACUCCUUCUUUCCAUCUCUUCUGUCCGUCUUUUAUUCCGGCCUUUUUUUGGCUUUCAGUGUGUUAUUUUCUAAUUCUUAUGCUGUGACUUUGAAAUUCCCAUAUUGGAUAUUAUGCUAAUUGGCAUAAAUCAACAUUCAUUGCCUGAUAGGCAGUCUGCAUUUGUUUCCCCUUUGUAUGUGUGUGUUUGUGUGUGUGUGUGUGUGUGUGGUGCCGUGUACAAAGUUAGAGAGCUGUAGUCGUAUUUUCACUACUUAUUAUAUAGAUUAUAAUUGCUAUUAUUAUUAUUAUUAUUAUUGGUAUUCUUCGUAGUCUUUAUUUCAAAGAAAAAGAGGAUAAUUUUUAACAAUUUUUCUCGUUUUUCUUCUCCUCCAGGGGCGAAUUUCCAUCACUGAUUGUUUUUCUUUCAGAAAUUUCUUCUUCUUUAGUCUUAGUUUACAUCUAUUGUUUGCAUUUCCUGAAAUACCUUCACUUUAUCUGUUCACUUUCCCGUCCUUCUUCUCUCCUCCUUCUUUUUUGUUGUCAUCGGUUGAUUAUUUGUCAAGAGUUCAGAAUAAAUGCGUGUCAUGUAUGCAUUACUGUUAGUAUGGU
This is a messenger RNA of Trichobilharzia regenti, 3885 nucleotides long. NCBI's taxonomy places the organism in Eukaryota, Metazoa, Platyhelminthes, Trematoda, Strigeidida, Schistosomatidae. The record is from the annotation of a GenBank genome assembly.